AUGGCUUCCCAUGCCCCCCUGAUUGUUCCCGCGCUCAAGAAGCACACUGCGACGGUGAUCAUGGCCCACGGGCUGGGCGACAGUGGCUCUGGCUGGAUGUUCCUGGCACAGAACUGGCGCCGUCGAGGGAAAUUCGACGAGGUUGCUUUCGUGUUUCCCAAUGCCCCCAUCAUCCCCAUCACAGUGAAUUUUGGCAUGCAGAUGCCGGGCUGGUAUGAUUUGACCAAACUCGGGCGCGAUAUGGAAUUCGAGGAAGCGCUUAGCACCCAGGAUGAAACGGGGAUUGUCCGCUCACGCGACUACUUCAACACGUUGAUCAAGGAGGAGAUCGAGAAGGGGAUCAAGCCCUCGCGGAUCGUAUUGGGCGGGUUCUCGCAGGGCGGAGCCGUCUCGCUCUUUACGGGUGUCACCAGUAAAGAGAAGCUCGGUGGCGUGUUCGGGCUGUCAUGCUACCUGCCCUUGAGCGAUCGGAUCAAGAACUAUAUCCCUACGGAUUGGCCGAGCAAGACCACUCCCUUUUUCCUUGCGCACGGAGAUGAGGAUGCGGUGGUCAAGUACGAAUUUGGCAUGAAGUCGGCGGCGCUACUGAAGGAGAUGGGCCUAGAGAAUGUGUCUUUCAAUCCAUACGAUGGUCUUGGGCAUUCUGCGGAUCCGAGAGAGAUUGAAGAUCUGGAACGGUUUCUGGAGAAGGCGAUUCCGUCGGAAGACGCCUCUGCUGGAUUAUGA
Penicilliopsis zonata CBS 506.65 is the source of this 726-nucleotide messenger RNA. RefSeq lists its product as hypothetical. The record is from RefSeq and is a predicted model, not a curated record. Bases 1 to 726 code for a protein of 241 amino acids. Gene Ontology annotation, molecular function: carboxylic ester hydrolase activity; palmitoyl-(protein) hydrolase activity. The transcript has 6 exons. Gene Ontology annotation, biological process: protein depalmitoylation. Gene Ontology annotation, cellular component: cytoplasm. Lineage: Eukaryota; Fungi; Ascomycota; Eurotiomycetes; Eurotiales; Aspergillaceae.